GCCCCGCGCCAGCCCGACGCGGAGCCAUGGCCUCCAGCCUCUGCCCGCCGUCCCCGCUCCUCGUGCGUCUGUCCGAGACCGUCCGCCGGGGCCGCAGGGGGCUGGAGAUGUACUUCCAGAGCCAGGCCUCGGGCGGCGGGGAGUGCAUCGUCCGGCAGGUCGGCCACAGCGCCCCGGACACCUUCCAGGUGGAGUUCAGAGAAAGGGCAGCUAAGGAGGGAGUGUUGAAAAAAGGAAAGCACGAAACGCGUAUUGACGACAAACUUGUGACCAUUUUCCUGGAACCCGCUGAAAAUCCAGUGGAGAACACAAGACCCAGAAUUUCUUCACUGACACAGUCACAAGCAGGAGCACAGUCUGGUGAGAAGCAUCCAGCUGAAGGACAUAUUCCUAAUGCCGUGGAUUCCUGUGUCCAAAAGAUCUUUCUUACUGUAACAGCUGAUCUGAACUGUAACCUGUUCUCCAAAGAGCAGAGGGCACACGUGGCCACUCUCUGCCCCAAUAUCAAAAAAAUGGAGGGUCACAAUGGAAUCGAGAAGGUGUGCGGUGACUUCCAAGAUAUUGAAAAAAUAUAUCACUUUUUAAGUGAGCAGUUCCUAGAAAGUGAGCAAAAACAUGAAUCUUCCUCUUUACAAACAGAAAGGAAAAAGGCACUCAGUGAGCAAGACUGGGACAGCUACAUUUUUCCUUCUGAGCUGGAAACCAAGUCAGAAGAAAAAAGCAACUGUUUUGAAGUUCCCUUGCCUUUCUUUGAAUACUUCAAAUUUACCCGUCCUGAUAAAAUAGACUCAAUAGAGAAAAGAUUUAGUAUAAACAUCAAAAUCCAGGAGAGUUCCCCAAAUAUGGUCUCCAUAGACUUCACCACAAGUCAAUCAGGAGACCUCGAAGCAGCUCGUGAGUCUUUUGUCAGUGAAUUCCAGAAGAGCACAGAACUUCUGAAGCAAGAAUGUAUCUCUAUAGCAGACAGUAAGCAGGCAAAUAAAAUCAAACAGGAAUUGAAUCAUCAGUUUACCAAGCUCCUUAUAAAGGAGAAAGGAAGAGAAUUAACUCUCCUUGGGACCCAAGAUGACAUUUCUGCUGCCAAACAAAAAAUCUCUGAAGCUCUUGUCAAGGCACCUGUGAGAAUAGUGACUCACAGUCACAGGCUGAAUGGAAUUGAAGUUGAUACUCCUCACUAUAAGGUUUUAGAAGCUGGGUUACUCCAGGAGAUAUCAGAGAUAGAGAAAAGGUAUGACACUACCAGCAAGGUUACAGUAAAAAGUCAGAAAACCUGUAUUUUGUUUGAACCUAAGGACAAGCAGGUAGAUCUAUCUGUGCAUGCUUAUGAAAGUUUCAUUGAUGCCUUUCAAUACGCCUCAUGUCAGCUGAUGAGAGAAGAUAUUUCACUGAAAUCUUUGAGCAAGGUGAGAAAGCUCUUACAUAGAACCAAGUUUACUGAUGACCUUAAAAAAAGGCAUCCACAUAUAUGCUUUUCUCUGGGUAAAGAGUCACUGAUGUUGAUUGGUUUACCAAAUCACCUUGAAAAGGCAAAGCAGUAUGUCUUAAAAGAAGAGGGAAUGUCUCCGUUGGCUGGAGAGAAAUUGAAUGAGGAUCACGAAACACCCAUGGACAUUUAUAGUAAUAAUUCAAAAGCAGCUUCCUUUACAUUCCAGCGCUCGGCGAGUUCUGAGGCUUCGGAAGUGGACAAGAAGGAAAACAGCUUCUGUGUCAUCUGUAGGGACACCAUUAGUAACAAGCACGUGCUACCAAAGUGCAAGCAUGAAUUCUGUGCUCCUUGUAUCAGCGAAGCCAUGUCAUAUAAGCCAGUCUGUCCUGUGUGUCAGACUUCUUACGGUAUCCAGAAAGGAAAUCAGCCAGAUGGAAGCAUGACUGUCACUGUGUCAGACACCCCACUUCCCGGCUAUGAAGACUGUGGCUCCAUUGAGAUUAAAUAUGUUAUCAGUGGAGGCGUACAAACAAAGGAGCACCCAAACCCAGGAAGGAGGUAUUCUGGAAUACAGCGAACUGCAUAUUUGCCUAAUAAUGAGGAAGGAAUGAAAGUUUUGAGACUGCUUCAAAGGGCAUUUGAUCAAAAGCUGAUUUUCACAGUGGGGGAGUCUCGAGUAUCAGGAGCCUCAGAUGUCAUCACAUGGAAUGAUAUUCACCACAAAACAAGCCGGGCUGGAGGACCAGAACGGUAUGGCUACCCUGAUCCUGCUUACCUGAAACGUGUUAAAGUGGAGCUGAAAGCUAAAGGAAUUGAGUAAGGAAACUACUGGAAGAAUGUCUUAACCCAAGCUUUCAAAAAAUAUAUUUCAGGAGGCUGAGUUAAUGCCAAUGUAAAUCCUUAUGUAGACACACCUUUUAAGUUUUUUCAUCUUAAGAAGUGGUUUAUACAAGAGUAUCAGCUAGUCUGUCAUUUCUAGAGUGAUACUUUUUUGUGGAAGACAAAAGCCCCAAAGGUUUCUGUAAUUCUGCUGAAGAGGUGUCAUGUCUCAUUCUUGUGUCAUCUUUGGGGUUAGAGGUGGGUCUGAAAUCAUCUUCUAUUUUCUUCCAUUGAACUACUAGCUGCAGAUUGCCAAUUCUUUCAUUGCCAUCCCUGGAGUGGCCCUUUAGUUUUUUUGUUUGUUUUCAUUUUAAUCUCUACCUGUUAAAGUGAACUUCUAGUGUAAAUGGCGGGGGGGGGGGGUGAAGACUUUGGUUAUAGAAAAUUAGAGACCCAUAUUCCCCUCCAUUCCCCUUCGCAAGAUAAGUGGCCAGUAGCAGAGACUGAGCAACCUUUGGUAAUAAAUGGAAUAAGACUAUUAUUUUUAAUGACACAGCACCUGGUAUACAGUUGGUGUCUGUCUUAAUCCAUUUGUGUUGCUAAAAGGAUUACCUGAACUAGGUAAUUCAUAAAGAAAAGAGGUUUAUUUGGCUCACAAUUCUGCUGGCUGGAAGACUGGGCAUCUGGUGAAGGCCUCAGGCUGCUUCUACUUAUGGAAGAAGCAGAGAGGAAGCAAGACCAGAGAGUGGGAGGGUGCCAUGCUCUCAGUAACUUAACCAGUUCUGGUGGGAACGAAUAGAGUGGGAAUUCACUCAAUAUCACAAGGAGGACAGAACCAAGCCAUUCAUGGGGGAUCUGCACCCAUGCCCUAAACACCUCCCAUUGGGCUCCGCCUCCAACAUUAGGAAUCAAAUUGCAGCAUGAGAUUUGGAGCCAGAGCCAAACAAACCAAACUGUAACAGUGCUUAAUAAAUCUUAAUCUUAAUCUUGCCUGACUUAAAUUGCUAGUAACCCAGCAGAGGGAUAUAUGCUCCCUAAAUGUUUGGCAGAGGUAGGAGUAAGGAAUCCAUUUCUGGAGUCCUCACCAUUGAUUUGGAAAACUGAGUUUCUUUCUUUUUUUUUUUUAAGAGACAAAGUUUCAAUAUGUUGCCCAGGGUGGACUUGAACUCUUAUGCUCAAGCAAUCCUCCCACAUCAGCCUCCCCAGUAGUUGAGACUACCUGCACGUGCUACCAUGCCCAGUUUGUGAGUUCCUUACUCUGGAACACUCGGUGCCUGAAGUCUGACCAGGCUCCUAACUUGAAUCUUUUCUUCCUCUUCCUUGUAACCUGGUAUUUUGGGUGCACUUGCCCUGCCACAGUAAAGCUACAUGUUUCUGAACAUUGUUUUCCUCUGGAUAUUUUUAUAUUUUUUGGUAUAACUCAUUUACAGGUUUAACAGAUACAUAACCUUACUUUCAUUUCAAUCUUCUAGCAUUUUAUAGUACCUGUAGCCCUCAUUCUAUUAGUUUUUUAUCCCUUUACUAAGUCCCUCCAAUUUAUGUUAUUGUCCUUAAAAUCUUUCUCCCUGAUACUCUCUCUGGAAAGAAAAAAAGGUGAGGGUUGAGCCAUAUAUGACAUGUCAAAUUUUACUUUUAAAUGGUUCUCCAAGUAAUAUAAAAAUUAUCAUAGCAAAUUCUCUGGUUAUCUGUGUCCUAGCCUCCCUCCAAAAAUGGCAAACAAGAUGUCAUCUUCAAGGCCGGGCGGUGGCUCACACCUGUAAUCCUAGCUCUCUGGGAGGCCGAGGCGGGCGGAUUGCUCGAGGUCAGGAGUU
Messenger RNA from Microcebus murinus (gray mouse lemur), 4056 nucleotides. RefSeq names its product deltex E3 ubiquitin ligase 3L (gene DTX3L). Lineage: Eukaryota; Metazoa; Chordata; Mammalia; Primates; Cheirogaleidae. Gene Ontology annotation, biological process: Notch signaling pathway; protein ubiquitination. The record is from RefSeq and is a predicted model, not a curated record.